Messenger RNA from Eriocheir sinensis (Chinese mitten crab), 1412 nucleotides. RefSeq lists its product as uncharacterized. The transcript is spliced from 3 exons. The record is from RefSeq and is a predicted model, not a curated record. Bases 143 to 877 code for a protein of 244 amino acids. NCBI's taxonomy places the organism in Eukaryota, Metazoa, Arthropoda, Malacostraca, Decapoda, Varunidae.
UCUUCCACGUUCCUCCACCCCAUCCUCUGUCCCUCUCUCCUCACUCCGUAAUCCCUCCCGGUCCGAUGCCCCCUCCUCUUCCUCCUCCUCCUCCACCUCCUCCUCCACCAAUCCACUCUCCUCCGACCGGCUCCGCUCUUCCAUGGCGCGGCUUCUCUCCCGCCAUCCCUGUAAUUACUUCUCCAGGUCCUCCGCCUCGCACUCCGCCUCCACCCCCUGCUACUCCAUCCGAAAUCCAUCUCAUCCGCUGCUCAACACAUCCCUUGACACCAUUUCGGAUGACGCCUCGGGAUCCAGGGCGUCGGGGCUGCUCGGGGCGAUCCGCGGGGCCGACCUUCCCCCGGGGCCGUCUGCCAGGUCUCGCUCGGCCCUGGACUCGCAGAUUGGGGUCCGGGUCCUCAGCAGACACAUCGUUAAUAUAGAACAGAUAUGCAUUGCCCUGCUGGAGAUCAACAACCACACCAGGGAGGAACAGAUGCUUCAGCAGAUCUGCCUCAUGCUCAACGAUAUCCAGGAACAGAUCCACUCUCUGCGGCUGCCCGAGGACUCCCAGGUGGUGGAGGACCUCGCCGGGGCCUUCUCCGAGACCCUGCCCACCCCGCCCAAGUUGAUUCAGGAGGAUCAAGGAGCCAGCCAGGAGGACGGAUCACCAACUCCAUCUCCUCCACCUCUACCUCCACCUCCGCCUCCGCCUCCACCACCAGCACCAGCAGAACCACCCAGUCAGUCACCUCCACUCAGUACAGCCACCACCACAGCCUCCACUUCUACAGCGAGCACCACCUCCUCUUCCUCCUCCUCCUCCUCUUCCUCCUCCUCCGUUUCCGAGCAACAAACGAGUCACGGCCACGUCCCUCCACCCCGCCCGUGUAAAUAGACGCCGUGCAUCGCAACAAACCCGUAACCGUGAUCCCGCAAGUACCACCACCUCUAUUACCAAGCCUCUAGAUAACUUGAAAAUCCUUAGUUUCAAAGCGCGUAGCCUAAGAAACAAAUUUGAUGAGCUGAGAUGUCUUGCUCUAACAGAAAAUUUUGACAUAAUUGCUAUAACCGAAACAUUUAUCGACACCACAAAUAUUGAUUUAAGUUCUGAAUACAACAUAGAUGGCUACAGACUCUUCAACAAAGAUCGUGUAAACCGUAGAGGCGGUGGCGUCGCCCUUUUUGUCAAAAGCUAUUUGCAACCCACUGACAAAACACCGGGAAACAGUAACGUUGAACAUUUGUGCGUGCGAGUAAACAUUGCAAAAGUCAAUUUAAAUAUAUCUGUCACCUACAGACCUCCCGGGCAAUCACUCGAUGACGACCUUGAAAUGUACAGCGUCUUAAGGCAGUCACUUAAUAACAGCGACUCACUGAUAUUAGGAGACUUUAACCUCCCCCAUAUCGACUGGGCGACACUAUCAGGUACA